GCCUGCGCGAGGGGCCAUGGCAGCCUGUCGCACCUGAGGGUGGGAGGCGGUGGUGUCCCCUUCCCUUCGGCGGGCGGGAGAGUUAGGUAAGCGGGAGGGAUGCUUCCUAAGUUCUCCUGGGGCAGGUGCAGGUCGCUCUGCGGACUGCUGCCGUGGCUUCCAAGGCGCCACGCUUCCGGCGGGCCAGAGGAUGCAUGGCGCGACGGACCCUCUGAGAUCCCGGCGUCUGUCGGCGGGACCGACCCUCUGUCACCGUCUCUCAGAUAGUUACCCAAGAAGACACCAUGAAAGAUACUGACAUCAAGAGACUUCUAUAUACCAAUCUUUUGUGCAUAUUUUCAGUUUUCCUAAGCAUUUUUAUCCCAUCCUUUUUCUUGGACAACUUCUCAAUAUUGGAAACUCACUUGGUCUGGUUGGGCACUUGCUCUGCUUUUGUGACUGGUGCCAAUCUCUUGUUAUACUUGGUAGUGAAACCGAAUGUGUCCUCUAAAAGAAGUUCAUUGUCACAUAAGGUAGCCCGAGUUGUCAGAUGCUGGCUCUACUUUCUCGCGUCUUGUUUUUUCCUUCAUAUAAUCUUUGUUCUGUAUGGAGCACCACUGAUGGAGUUGGUGCUGGAAACCUUUUUAUUUGCAGUUGUUUUGUCUACUUUUACCACAGUACCUUGUCUGUGUUUGUUAGGACCAAAUCUCAAAGCCUGGCUGAGAGUUUUCAGUAGAAAUGGAGUUACAUCUGUUUGGGAGAACAGUCUUCAGAUUACUACAGUUUCUAGUUUCAUAGGAGCAUGGCUUGGAGCAUUUCCUAUUCCACUGGAUUGGGAAAGACCAUGGCAGGUGUGGCCCAUCUCCUGUACACUCGGAGCGACCUUUGGCUACGUGGCUGGCCUGGUUAUCUCGCCACUCUGGAUAUACUGGAAUAGAAAGCAACUUACAUACAAGAACAAUUAAGAGGAGAAGGGAGAGAAGUGAUUUCUUUGUGCAGAGUCCAUAAGGGCUGUGCAGAAGUGUACGUGGUCAAAGCCGAGCCGUCCAUUUACAGCACUGUGGUUUUCUAAAUGUCAUUUCAACAUGAUGUGAUUGUAGCUUUUUAACUAUGAAACCCCUGAGAGAUUGUACCUUCUAGUUGAAAUAAAGUAUUUAUAGUA
Rattus norvegicus (Norway rat) is the source of this 1141-nucleotide messenger RNA. It is a transcript of the gene Pigf, whose product is annotated as phosphatidylinositol glycan anchor biosynthesis, class F. Gene Ontology annotation, biological process: GPI anchor biosynthetic process. The record is from RefSeq and is marked validated. Lineage: Eukaryota; Metazoa; Chordata; Mammalia; Rodentia; Muridae. The transcript is spliced from 6 exons. The coding region runs from base 285 to 944 and encodes 219 amino acids. Gene Ontology annotation, cellular component: endoplasmic reticulum membrane.